ACCGGCCGGCCGCGCAGCUGAGUUGUCAUCGAAAUUGGGUGCAAGUGAAAUUGUCUCAUUUUCAACAAGGAACGUCGGGCGAUCGUGCUUCUUUUCCGUUGAGCACAAAGCAACGAGAUAUUGUAGCUGUUGUUGGCUCGAUUUAUAACAAACUUUGUUCGGAAAGAAGCCGAAAAUGUGUGCUCCAUCGCCCAAGCGGUUGGUGGACUCCACCGGCCCGCCCGCCACUUCUCCCCCGUCUGAGACGGGCGAGGAGAACGGCUCAGCGCCGCUGCCAUCGUCACCGGAGUACGGCAGUUUAUACACCGACGGCAACACAUCACUGCCGCAAAUGGAUCCCGUCUCCACUCAUCACCUUCUCCAAGUGCGAGAUUAUCAGAACAACAACUGCCUCGAUUCUGACUUCCAUCACAAGACUAGAGUCGGGAAAUUGCGGGACGCCAAAAGCAAGUUUUUGUCGUGUUUGCGACAGAAAUUUGGUGUGAUUUUGACCGGGGCCGUCUUCGUGUUGUUCUUCAACAUCAUCGGCUGGAUGGGUUGCUACAGUGUCCUCUUUGUGAGUCUGCAAGAUGAAUUUCGCAGCAGCGCCACUGAAACAGGCUGGGUGGGUUCCCUGGCGUACAUCAUCAACUGCGUCUGCACGCCGUUUGGCGACUUCCUGCUCCGUCGCUUCUCCAGCCGUGUCAUCUGCGUCGUCGGCAUCUUGUGCUGUUUCGUCUCCCUGAUUUCGUCCUCCCUCAUGCCGCAGCUCUUCUACCUCUUCCUCACGUUUGGCCUGCUGUACGGGCUGGGUUCCGGCCUGGUCUUGAAGUCCAUGCUGGACCUGUUGCUCAAUCGCUUCCCAGACAACUGCGGCCGGGUCUCGUUCCUAGUCUUCACUGGAUCUACCCUAGGUAAUUUUGCCUGGACGCCAAUCACCACGAUAUUCAUCGAUCUGUGGGGCUGGCGCAACUGCCUUCGAGUCACCGGAGCAAUCAUGCUCCUUGUUUGCAUCCCUGCCACCUUUCUCAUGGGCGUGUUAACCACGCCCUCUCACCCGGACGAUGCCAAAAGUUCCCAAGAUGCCAAGAAGCCUGAUGAUGCGAUGCCGGAUACAGCAUCUGACAAAAAGAAAGCCAAGAAGAUAAGAGACAAGAAGGAGGAAAUCAAAUGGGAGGGGCCAAAGCAGAAGCGCAUGGUGUGGAUGCCAGAGGCGUGGCUGUUUGGCCUGGCCAAUCUAGUACCCUUCAUCAGCAUGGGGUUUUAUAACGUCAAUCUUGUGAGCUACGCCAUUAGUCUGAGCUACACUAGCAACCAAGGCUCAACGCUAGUCACCAUUGCUGCAGCCGCCGAGGCCGGCUUCAAGCUGGUCUUUGCCAUUUUUGUCGAUAAAUUGCCUUUCCGCAAAGUGCACUUGAUGACGACGCUGUCGGUGGUCUCCACCCUGGUCACGCUGACAUGUGCAUUUGUUCCAUCUUUCCCUAUAUUGUGUGUGAUUGGAGUAGGCAUUGGUUGCGUGCGGGCAACCAUGAACGCCCUGCCGUUCCUACUUGGCAUGGAGAUAUUUGGGGUGCGGAAGACCAGUGGAUCCACCACCCUCGUCCUCUUCGCUGAAGGGUUGGGAACCAUCACAAGUGCCUUUAUCAUUGGUGGCACCUAUGAUGCCUUUGGCACCUAUGACGUCGCCAUCUACAUCUGCACCGGCUGUUUCCUCCUGACGGCCCUCCUCUACUUCCUGAUCCCGCUGAUCUCCAAACUCCACAAGGUCAUCGGGGUCAAAGUUCGCAUCGAUGAGGUCACGGGCGUGGCCGAGAUAGUCCCCGUGGUGGAGGACGAGGAGUUCAUGAUUGAGGAGUUUGUGACUGUACUCUGAAAGAAUGCAGUGUGGAUGGAUAUGAUUUGUUGACCUUUUGGGGUUGCGUGUCAAAAGGUUGGGCUCUGUGACAUGAGCAGUAAUGGUGAAGUGGAAGAUGUAUUGUCCACCAUAGUGGAAUUCAAUUGUGUGAAAUAAACAACGAUGCCAUACUCUGGUGACAAACGACUAUUUGACGAAAUUGUGACUUAAACUCGUCUGUGCAAAACCGACAAAACCUUUGUUUUGAAAUGUCUAGGAGUAAGCCUUUGGUUACAUGCACGAACUUGCAGCUUAAACAAAAACAACGAAAGAUUUUCAAUACCAAAAAAAAAUGUUUACUUACAUUUUUUUGAAAUGUACUAAGCAUUCCUGCAACUUUCUUGUGCUUUCACACUGGUGUGUGUAUUGAUAGUGAUCAUUUUGGAAGGUUUGUUUUGUAGUUUGUGCAGCCAUUGUAGCCAGUUCAUGUGCUGAUCUCAUUACAUGCAAGGGCCAAUGCAAAAAAAGGGUUUUUUUUUAAGUAGAAUAACUUGUAUUUAUAAAAGGUUUAUUUUUCACAGAUGUGGAACACGGUAUAGAUAUGACCAAUUGUAUGAAUCGACUGAAAAAGGCUCAGUCAUUAUUUUGUCGAAAGCAUUCUUGUAUAAAGCUCAUGUACUGAUGCAUUUAUGAUGCUAAAUGUGUAAGGACCAGAUUCCUAUUACAGAUGUAUUGUUCUUUGUUUUGGUUUGAAUAGUUAAUUAUUAAUUAUUCAAGUGAUCACAAUGACUACAGGUUUAUGUCAGCAUAUUUUUUAAAGAAAUUGCUAUCAUGAAAAUAGAGAAAUUAUUACAUGUAUUAAAAAAAAGAGAUAAAUUGCUCUUUAGAGAGGACUAACAAAUAUUUAAAGUUGAUUUAAAAACUUUAAAGAAUGAUGACAAACGAUGAAAAAAAAUGCGGUUUUGAAGCAUUUAUAUCGCAAAAGAAAACUAUUGACAACGGAGAUAAAAUAAUAAUAUAUUUAAAACAAAUCUGAUAGCAAGAAGUUAUUAACAAAGUAAUAUAAAGGCCAUAUAGACAAAGUAUUGAGUACCAAUAAACAAAUUUCUUUAUUAACACUGUCCUUUGUUCAGUCAAAAUGUUCAGAAUGCGAUGUACAUGUCGUGCACGACUGAAAGAUGAGUGUAUUUUAAAAGAAGAAAAUAUGUCAAGAACUAUUGUGAGAAAAUUGUGAGAACAGUAAAGUUUAAAUUUAUUAUGGAUAGCAAGUUCUAAGAGGAAUAUAAAGGAUAUGUAAUUUUGCAGUAAAAAAAAGUGUUGGGAUUAAAUGAGGUUUUCUGUUUCAAAUGAGCAUGCCUUUUGUAAAAGAGAUUGAAAUGUAUGUGUUACUUUGUGAGAUGUUUUGGGUUUACUUAAAUAGCUUUGUGCGCAUGUGUAGAAUAAUGCAAGUAGGCUAGAUAACAGUAUGUUUCAAGAAGUAAUGCGUUAAAAAGAAGAAUUUUUUUUGUGUAUUAUUGAUUUAUGAAAGUGUAAAGCUGAAAUGGAAGGCGUGAAUGUUGAAUGGUGGUAGAUGAAAAUAAAAAAACAAAUAAUAUUAAUAAAAGCACAAUUGGGAACUAUUUAUCUCCUUGAUUCUUUUAUGUCAUUCAUGAUUAUAAGUUAUUUGCCUUAUUGCAUGUAGUCCUAUUUGCAAAGACAUUUGUACAUGUUUUGUUCAUGAGGUAAGCUAUGCACCUUGCAAGUAUUAAACGCCGCUGUAUUUUCAUUUCAGCAUUGUUUUCUGGAGAAAUGUAUAAAGGAAGCUCAAGUAUAACGUGUACAUGUCAGAGCUGUCCUGUGCAAUUCCACUUUCUGUGAAUAAAAUGCUAACAUUGCCUUAUAAGA
Patiria miniata (bat star) is the source of this 3697-nucleotide messenger RNA. RefSeq names its product monocarboxylate transporter 12-B-like. The record is from RefSeq and is a predicted model, not a curated record. The transcript is spliced from 6 exons. The coding region runs from base 176 to 1852 and encodes 558 amino acids. Lineage: Eukaryota; Metazoa; Echinodermata; Asteroidea; Valvatida; Asterinidae. Gene Ontology annotation, biological process: transmembrane transport. Gene Ontology annotation, molecular function: transmembrane transporter activity.